This is a messenger RNA of Danio rerio (zebrafish), 1721 nucleotides long. Lineage: Eukaryota; Metazoa; Chordata; Actinopteri; Cypriniformes; Danionidae. The record is from RefSeq and is a predicted model, not a curated record.
GUCAUUAAGCAUGACAUAAUCGCGGUAGUUUCUAAUGCUUAGACCAGCAUUCAGUGUGGCACGGCAGCACUGCUUUGAACGCCCUGUGACGAAAUUUAAUGAUUGUUUAUUUGCUCAGGCAAUAGGAAUUUGACUGAGAGCCAAUAAGCGAAGGUCUUGCGUGAUCUUAGCAGGAAGCAGCACUGGAUUGACUUGACUGAGGGCUCGAUCAUAUUUUCACUGCGCCGAAACUGAACGAGUGGGCUGUUUGUUUUUGGGCGUUGAACACGUGGGAGAAUCGUGUAUAUAAAGAGUGGAUGUAAUGAAGUGGCGAUUAUUAAACCACCAGUUAUGGAGAAGGCAAACGAACAAGCAGACAUGCUUUUUAUAGAGUCUGAGCCGGAGAACCGCCUGCGGUUACAGUACCGCUCACUGCGGCGACAAGUGUUGUUCAUCCAGACCUUCAGCGUGCUAUUCUGCGUCACUUGCUGCACCUUCACGCUUAUGUAUCACGCAAACGCGUCCAGCUGCAAGGACAAUAUCGCUGAAGAGCCACCUAGAACUGAGAUGCAGCGUAUUGAAUCUAAUCGAAGAGACACAACUUUCAUUCAUCUCAAAGUCAAACACAACAUACUUGCCGUUAAGACUAGAGAUGUGCCAUGGACCAAGUAUUCAACACAAGAUCUUCCAGAUUAUAGUGGAUACUUCGCUUUGUCUGAAGAUGGUACAUCUCUGGAAGUCAAACGUUCGGGAACAUACAAAGUUUCUCUACAGAUUACGUACAGAGGACUUGAUAACUACAUCAAAGAAACCACUCUGCAGCAGGAUAUUAAAACCUAUUCUCACGGCUAUGAAGCACCCAUUUUUCUGCUUACUUCAAUGGAAACAUUGAACUUUACAUCCCCAUACUGGAAAAAGAGUAUUUUCUCUGAAGGUAUUUUUUCUCUUGAAGCUGGGGAUAAACUCAGCGUAGAGUCCAACAAUCUACCCCUCAUUGACCGUUUUCACCAAACAACUUUCUUUGUGGUUUAUCCACAUUUUUCAUCAUGGUGAAAAUUGAAGUAAUGAUGUACUAUAUUCAUAUGUCUGAGAUUAGUUUGUGAUUCAGUCAUUUGGAUCUCGGAUAUGUUGUAUGGAAGAAAAAAUAUACAGGUCAUGGUGUCAUGGUAAAACUGGGGUAAUUUGAAAUAUACCGGCACUGUUGUGUUUUGACAAGCUACUUUAAUUAACUUUUACUAAAACCAUAGUACCUGUUGUUGUUGUUGUUUUUUUUUUUAAUGACAGGAUUGUUGCUUUACAGAUCGAAUCAGGCAUUGACUUGCAUUUUUAAAAACUAAGUUUGAAAGCAAGGCAAUUGUGGAGGAAUUGUAAUUUUAUUGUAUUUAUAGUGAAUGAUGUCUGUUGAAGUGCAUAAACAAAUGUAAACAUUUUCUAAAAGCUUAGGGUUUGAGGUACUUAUUCAAAGGUUCAAGAAAAGAACAUGGAUUGAUGAGAAUGACCCAUAUCUCUACACUAUCCCUGUAUUUACUUAUUUAGUGACUCCCUGCUCUGUUGUGUUUUUAUGGUGCUUCUUGGGUGCUGUCAUAGGAAUUAGAUGACUAUAAAUUACUUUUGGGUUGGCAAUUUACAGAAAUCAACAAGUAUCGUUUUGUAGGGACUCACAUGAAGGAUCAUCUAAUGUACAUAUUCAAAGUUGCUUAUUUAUUUGGACAAAAGUCAUCAAUAAAUACUUCUACAUAAAA